UAUUUUGAUAAAUCUUUUAAAUAUCCGCUGGAUUGAUUUUAGGUGCUUUUCCUUAAGUUUCUUUACUUUUCUGAAUAUAUUUUGUACAGUUUCUACUCGCUGAGUGGCCUCCACAGCCGCAUUCUCCGCCUUCUGGGCAAUUUUUUCAGUUUGGGAAAGAUCUUUUUGAGCUUUUUCCAUGCAGUUCUGCAAUUGUUGCACUUGCUUCUUAACAUCAGUCACCAUCGUAUAUUUCUCCUGUUUUUCACUUUCGCCAUAGGCCGCAAUUUCCUUCAAUUUCUCUACAUUCAACUUUGAAUUGUCUAGAAAGCAAUGCAAUAACUCUAGAUGAUUUUUAAUGUUUGCGGCAACGCGGAUAGUUGUUUCUAUGUUGCUUCGGCUACGAGCCAGUGCUUUUUUCACCUCUUCAAUAAUAGCAUCCAUCUCUGACUGACUCUGCUCCAGCUGCUCGAGUAGCUGCUUCUUGCCAUUUAGAGCUGCUUCAGCCGCCCGAGCGGCUUGCUCAGCCCUGUUGGCCAAUCGGUCCAUUGCGCGUUGACCGGCCUCUUCACCUGCGUACUUCUGUGCAUCUUUGGCUGCCUUAGCUUCAUCCGCUGCAAGCGCUGCCAUUUUUGUGGACGUCAGGCUGAGCUGACAGUUGGCCUUUUGUGACGGUUUUGUACCUUGUUUACGACAGGAUGGUUUCUGUUUGUAGUGUGCACUGCUCACCAGUACGAUGCUCAUUAGACAUAUCAACACCAGGGGGUCCCAAUGCAUUGAAAAUGUAUCAUCUUACAUAAAUCUCCAGGCUCGCCUGUCAGCGUCCAUUUUUGAAACACAAAAUAUCCGUUGUAAGUCGAACCUGCUUCUGAAAUUAUGUAUAAUGGCUGUUAAGGCUGUGUUAUUAGCUCUCAUUCUCCUGAGUCCUCUUGCUCUUGGUUACAAGCUUGAAAGUUCCAUCGACUUGUCCAGCUCAGUCUACGAUGCGGGGCACAAUGAAGCUUCGGAAGACUGUAAGAAAGAGGAGGGUUGCAACAUAAAGCUGUCUCACAAUGUGGCCACGGGGCAGAAGGCGUCCUGCAUUGCUAUGAAAGCGGCACAAGAAGCGAAGGCUGCAUCUGAUGCCCAAUUGCCUGCCGCGGAAAGUGCUGCUCUUCAGGUUAAGAUUCAAUUGGCAGACAAAGCGUUGGCAGCAGCAAACGCUGCAGAUGCAGCUCUGGCGGGCAAAUUUCAAAUCGUUGAGCAACUAGACUCGGAGGUGCGUGAAGGUGAGCUUGUCGUGGAAGAAGAGACCAGCUUGUUGCAAGCAUCGCAACUCAACUGCAAAGCAGCCUCGCAGGCGGCGAGAGAGGCCGGUCUACAGCUAAAGACCCUCGGCGAGGCUGUAAAGAAUGCUGAAGCAAAUGUGAUGAACUCGGGGCAGGCUGCCAGGGGCGUUCAGCAGGAGCUGAGCGAGAAACAGCAGCUUGUUGACGCGGCUAAAAAGCGCGUUGAACUGCUCCUCCAACAGCUCGAUGCAGCGCGAACUGAUUUCAAAACUACACAAAAGGCUGCGGAACGUGCCGCAUGCGCCGCCCAGGAAGCCAGGCAGCGCGCAUCUCGUGAGCGUCGCAAAGCUGAAAUACGCAUGAAACUGCGUCAGCAUAUGCAACAGUAAAUCAUGUUAAA
This is a messenger RNA of Drosophila hydei, 1647 nucleotides long. RefSeq lists its product as uncharacterized. NCBI's taxonomy places the organism in Eukaryota, Metazoa, Arthropoda, Insecta, Diptera, Drosophilidae. The record is from RefSeq and is a predicted model, not a curated record. Bases 716 to 1636 code for a protein of 306 amino acids. The transcript has 2 exons.